This is a messenger RNA of Triticum dicoccoides, 1216 nucleotides long. RefSeq lists its product as uncharacterized. The record is from RefSeq and is a predicted model, not a curated record. NCBI's taxonomy places the organism in Eukaryota, Viridiplantae, Streptophyta, Magnoliopsida, Poales, Poaceae. Bases 457 to 999 code for a protein of 180 amino acids. The transcript has 2 exons.
UAUGUGUACUACUACUAUAUAGGUAAUUACUGAGGAGAUGCGGGAGAUGACUGCCGCGGCUGAGGCGACCGAGGCGACCGAGCCGCCGAUGCCGGAGCCACCGCCCGCGCCGCCGACCACGGUGAACGAGGAGUCUGCUGAGGAGCUGCGGGAGCGGGCGCCGCCGCCGGAAUCAUCUCCGCUAAUCACGCAGGCACGUGAGGGGGAUGGAGAGAGGGUGGUGGUCGUGCCGCCGCCGCCGGCAUCGCCUCCGCUGAUCAAGCCGGCGCUUGGGGGCGUGGUUCCGGCUGCCUUCUCGUCGUCUCCGGCGCUGCCACGGCCGCCAGGCUAUGCUGCCUCCGAGUCUGACUCGGAUCUGGAUCACGAUCCGUUCGCCAAUCCGUCCGAUGAAGUGCGUUGGAGAAUUCGUUUCAAGAUGACCGGAGGAUGGAGAUCUGGCGGGAUGGUUUCGUGUAGAUGCAUCCGCGCUCAAGUUGGACGACGGUGAGGGAUGAAGAACACGACAUUUUGGCCGGGCGGUACCUGAAUGCUGGUGAGAUGAUUCAAGCAGGUAUGCGUUUGCAUAUUGAUGUCUUUGAAAUUCUUGUGCUGGAUAGCUUGCAGGUUUCUUCUGGCGGGGAGGAGCAGAUCGAGAUAGUCGAUCUAACCACUUCGGAGCAUCAAAUCACGAGACCGAAUCCACGGAUUGGAGGAAGGUUUUGGGUGCUUGUUGAUGACGAAGAAGAGGAGGUCGAGGAUCGUCACUCGGUUGCAGCCAAAGAUCCAAAAGAAACGCCCUCCGACGUGAUCUGCGAGGCGUUCAGCCCUGGGUACUCGGAAGAGGAGGUGGCCACGUUGGUUGACGACAUUGUCCGGGCGAUGAUCCGGCGCGGAUUGGGAUGCAUCCCGAGGAUAAGGUGGAGGUUGUUCGCCGGAGUAUUCACCAGAGGACGGCGGCGACUGCGAUCCGGCCUUGGAAAGGGCCUCUACCUAAGGUUAUUUUCAGAGCCACGGCGUUGAUCCGUACGUGGUCGUUACUCACUCCGACGGAGGCCAUGGAGCGUUUGGUUACUGGAUCUAUCCGCUAGGAGAUGGUAGCUCGGAAUAUCUUCAACCAGUUGGCUAGUUUACCUAUCUCUCUUUUGCCAGCCGGUUGUGGCGUCCUUUAUUUGGCUAGUUUGUCUUCUAGCCCUUUUUGGCUCUGUGUGAGCUAUUCUUUACUUUUCGUUUGGAGACU